This is a messenger RNA of Drosophila bipectinata, 2043 nucleotides long. It is a transcript of the gene prg, whose product is annotated as piragua. Lineage: Eukaryota; Metazoa; Arthropoda; Insecta; Diptera; Drosophilidae. The record is from RefSeq and is a predicted model, not a curated record. Gene Ontology annotation, cellular component: nucleus. Gene Ontology annotation, molecular function: DNA-binding transcription factor activity, RNA polymerase II-specific; zinc ion binding; RNA polymerase II transcription regulatory region sequence-specific DNA binding. Gene Ontology annotation, biological process: embryo development; regulation of transcription by RNA polymerase II.
CUUCAGAGUGUUUUCUAGUGGUUUCUUCUUCUUCUGCAAGGCCGGCUUUAGUUCCAUGUGUAAAUAAUUUUGAACUAUAUUAAAUAUUAGGGAUAUCAAGCCCACAGGAUAGUUGCAAAAUGUUUAUUCCGGAGCCCGAAGACUUCCUGCCGCCGACCUCGAGCUCGUGUCGUCUGUGCCACCGCGAAGCAAGCGUUGAAUCGCCAAACAUAUUCGACAGCUCUCCGGAGUUCUGCAAGGACCUCAGCAUUGCCGACGUUUGCCAGCGCCUUUGGGAUGUCCAGUAUGAACGGCACGAGUUUUUGUCGGAGCACAUUUGUCCAAAUUGUGUUGAAAUACUGGAGGAUGCUCACGAGCAGCGUCGCGGGAUGCAGGAGCGAGAACAGGCCCUACAGCAGCAACUAAUUGGUCUCCUUAAAAAAGACGCCAUGUAUCGUCCAGGCUUGAAUGGAAAUCCAGGCGUCUUCGAAGCUGAAGAAGACCGAACUAUUGUUGAUGUGGAUCCUGAAAAGCUGUCAGAGACCAGCGAAGACGAGUUCCUCGGCUCCGACGCCGAUUAUGAUGAGGAUGAUGAAGAGGAUGAGGACGAGGACUUUGACGAGGAUGAUGAGGAGGACGGGCAACAUGGCGACGAUGCGGACAUGCCAUUGGGUAUGGAUGCGGCACAAAUGGCUUUGUUAGAGGCCGAAAUGAAGACAGCUGGAGCCAAUGACGACGCCAACCCAGGUGCGCCACGACCUAAGCGGGCUUUUCUGUGCCAGUAUUGCGAUGUGGGAUUCACUCUCCCGUCAGAAUGCCAGCAACACGAACUCACCGCCCACGACCCCAAUGCACCAUAUUCUUGCGCCUUCUGCAACCUGUGUCUGGUCACGCGGCCCGCUCUGAUCUCGCACAUCAAGACGUUGCACGAUCCUGAUCGACCUUAUGUGUGUGCUCAAUGCCGCAAAGGAUUUGUCCGGCGCUCCGAUCUAAAGAAGCACACGAUUGUACAUACAGGCGUGCGCCCUUACACCUGCAACGUGUGUUCCAAGAGUUUUUCGCGAAAUACUAACUUGACUAAGCACGUCCGCAUCCAUAGUGGGGUGAAGCCGUUCGUCUGCCAGCAGUGUCCGCGUUCCUUCCAAACGGCAGUCGAAAUGAUGAAGCACUCCCGCUCGCACUCCGAAGUGAAACCUUUCCAAUGUGGCCGUUGUUCGUACUCGUUCUCCCGGAAGGAUAAGUUGCUGGCUCACCAACAAGUCCACACACGACGGGAUGUGGAACAGCAGCAGGCGCAAAUGGGAGGGCUUCCACCGAUGGAGGGCGAUUUGGCUCAGUACCAAUUCCAUCAGCAACAGGUCCAAGUCAAGCCAAAACCAUCAUUGCAGCCCAAAUCUUCUCGAAAUUUCCGAUGCGACGUCUGUGACCGGGUGUUCCAGCGGGAGCGGGACUUGCAACGGCAUAGGGCCCUCCAUAUGGACUCACUGUUUGCCUGCAAGAUCUGCAAUAUGGGAUUCAAUCGUCGAGAGCAGCUGCAGCGUCACGAAUUGGAAGCCCAUGGGCCCAGCUACACGUGUAGUAUUUGCUGCAUCAGUUUCCUACAUCAGGUGGAAUUGGAGAAUCACUUAAAGGUGCAUCAGCUGCAGCACAAAAUGGCCCAGAGUGCCCAACAAGCCAUUAAUGCCGCCUCUGUCAUACCGCACAAAGUAAUGGAUCAAGCUCCAGUGCCAAUAAUGGCCCCUGUAGUGCAGGAGCCGAUGCCAAUGCGACCCUCGGCAGCCGAACUCUCCUUCUAUAGCAACAUGAUACCCACUAUGAAUUUGGGAUUUUAUAGCGAAACGAGACCCGAAGAAUAAUAUAAAACUUUUAUUUUUUAGUUAGUAGGAUUGUAAAGUUUAUAAAAUCAAGGCUAUUGGCGGCUGUUAAAAUUGGUUUUCUAAGAUGUAUUCUUUUGCGAUUCCUGCUUAAGGAUUUUCUCUCUUAGAUCUGCUAAGGCUUCCAAAAUGUAGCCUAAUGGUUUCCUAAUUGAUUGUCAAUAAAUGGUAUUUAAAUUAUGUUUUCUAA